Molecule: messenger RNA, 14627 nt
Organism: Paramuricea clavata
Lineage: Eukaryota; Metazoa; Cnidaria; Anthozoa; Malacalcyonacea; Plexauridae
Source: the annotation of a GenBank genome assembly
AGGCGUUUCACGCAAUUUGCUCUGUCUAUUUGCCCAAAGGUGGACGUUUGAAUCGCGACAGAGAAUAGAAGCUAAGCGAAAAUUUUGAGAAUGAAUUAUCUUUUUGCCACCUGUAUUUCGCUCUUUCUUGUAUCAUUUUCAGUUGCCGACCACCCUGGACAUGAUAAUAGUAAGUGGUGUAGAUAGUAUAAUCAUUUAUAUAUAUUUGAUUAAAUACUUGUUGUAGAUAGUAUAGUCAACUCAUUUGUGUCUGAACUCUCUAAACGCUGCUAGAUCGAAAGGGGCAUUUGACUUGAGACAAGCUAGUGAUCACCAGUAGCUUGGACCUGUUUGGUAUUACCAUUCUCAGAUAGUUCCGGACGCAAACCGCGGCAGCGUAUCUUAAAAUAUUCUAUGCUUGUGAAUUUCAAGUAAUUCUAGACGCAAAGCAUGUCUGUCGCGCUUUCUCGUGCUAAAAUGCGCAGGAAACCACCGACACGUCUACGCAAUUUGGCUUAUUUUGUAUAUUUGUAUUCAGAGUAAGCUAACGAGAUAUAUAGAGAUACUUUCGAAACAUAAUCCCUUGAUUUCAUGCUUUUGAACUGCAUAUUUAUUGUAUCGCACUGACUCACGCCGGAAAUACCACGCGAAAAUUUGCACAAAAUCGAUCAAGCCAAUAUUUCAAUUUUUUUUCCAUUUUUUCAAUUACCCACGUCAAGAAAGACAUUUUUGUAUGCACUGCAUCUUGUAAUAUACAUCUAUUGACUGUGCUGCAAAUAUAAAUAUGAGAAAGAACUUAGAAACAACUUGGUGUAUAUGGAAUGCAGUCGUCACCGUUUGAAACUUAAUCCGACUUUGCAACAUUUGAAAGGAUAUACUUGACUAUAGAUAUAACGACUAUGUCAACUAUGGCACAGGAUGUUGUUAUGGAUUUCGAUUUGCUUUAGAAAUCCGACUUCGAUACUUUGAAUGUUUGUUAGUAAGUUCGGAAUGUUCAUUGUAAAAUUCCGAAGUUCGUUCGGACGUUUGCAUGUUCCGAUUCGCUUUGUAAUUGUAAUUGGCUAUGCCUAUAGUUAAUACACCAGCCAAUCAAAUGUGACCGAACGUUUUGGCAGUAUUGUGAACUAUUGUUUCAUGCAGUCAUAUCAAAAACAUAGCCACAGUCGAAAGGGCGUAACUAUUUGCGCAAGUCUAACGCUGCAUGUGGGCUGUACCACUGUUACGUGUGUCAUGGUGUGCAUGCAUUUCUAUACAAAUUGUCUAUUUGUCUUAACAAAAGUGCCUUUAGUGAAUAACUGCCUUACAAUAAAGUUUUAAAAAGAAUACAAGUAGACUAUAAAAGAAAUUGAUGGUUGUUCACGAAUCACAUUUUUUAUUUUUAUUUUACAGAUUUUGCCAUUUAACACAAACUAUUACACAAAAUUAGUUAUACAAUAGAUUACAUGGCUGGAAUUACCACACAGAGAUUAGUUAUACAAUAACGGGAUUCCAAAAUGCAUGGUUGUUCGUCUUAUAAUAGUGAUUUUUCUAUAUUAAUCCUGCAAGAUUAUUAGUCUAUUUGGUCUAUUUGCAUAUAGCUGUCUGCACGCACAUUCAAAUACGAAUUUGCAUGCGUUAAUUGUCGCUUGGUCUAGGCUGUCAGGAAAUUUGAUCAGGCCUGCGUAAUUUGUUGUUCUCAGAACUAUUGCCAGCUAUAGUUGGUAUGGUUGAGUGGUUGUUUGUGUUGUGGUUUAUAUUGAUAUAUAGAUGAUCGGUGGUUAAAAAGUCAAGGACAUGCAUUACAGAACAAUCAAGAAAUAUCGCGGACAUGAGCAUGAUUAGGAGCAUGUUUGUGUGAAUUGUUCAUCUUGUAUGAGAGGAUAAAGAUCUUGUAUUUAUAUAGUAAACUGUAAUUGUGUGCCUUGACGAAUGUCUCGACUCUAGUAUAUUAAGUUGUGCAAGUCACGGGUGAAGUACUCGUAUAACAAUACAUGGCCAAUAUCCUAUUCUUGACUUACAACAAUUCCGUGAUUGAAUCUGGCACCAACAUGGCCACCAUUUUGUUUUGUUUUUUGUUCUCAAGGUAUAGGUUGCAAGUCAAGAAUAAUUCAUUAUAUACAAUUGUACUAGCCAAGGUCUCAGGUCUGACAAAAAUUGAAAUAACAUAGAUAGAUAGAAAAACGUUAUUUAAACACGCUGACCUCGUCAACCGAAGCUGAUUUCCACGAUGGGCGUGCGAAAAAGUAUACAGAAACGAAUUUUAAAAACUAUUUACAAAAUUAUAUACAGUAUAGAUAUAUAGUAUUACAGUAUAUGAGCUAACAAAAUUAACUAAAGUAAUAAUCUAUUUACAGAUACUAAAGUAAUAAUCAAUUAGCUAUCAAUCAGUGUGAGUAGCGAUUUUCUUUCGAAAUGAAGAAAAGGAUUUGCUCUCUCUAAUUUCUUUAGGAAUAGAAUUCCAAAGGUUUGCUCCGUCAUACAUGAAACUUUUUUUCAUAAUAUUAUAUACGAGGUUGUGGUAAACAAAGACUACUUGAAAUGUUCCGAAGUUUGUAGUUUGUCACCUCACCCUUAUAUGUGAAUUCAGUGAAGAGAUUAGUGAGUGAUUUGGGUCCCAUUUAUUCAAUAAUUUGUACAUGAUUCAGGGUUCGAAUUAAUUCUGAAAAAAUGGUUCGUGAAUUAAUUUUUUUAUUUUAAGGAAUUUUCAAGGAAUUUUCUCUAAUUGGAAGUUACAAAGUGGAAGCACUGCAAUUUUCACAUAUAUAAUAUACAUCGCAAACUCGCAAAGAAAUAGAAUUUUGGGUGGAAUUAUAAUCGUUUUUAAGUACAAUCUAACAACAAUAUCUUCAAAAUAUAUGAUCCUUCAUCACAUUUACAAAGAACUAAAUUUACUAUUGUAUAUUUUUAUCAAUUUGAGAGACUUUUGAUUCGUGAUUUUGAUCAAUUUCUAUGAAAUUGGGUUCGUGAAAAAUGAAAAUUGAUUCGUGAUUCACGAAUCACAAACCGUUAUUUCGAACCCUGUGAUUUUUGCUUUACUUUACUUUUUUCCUUCUUGUUUUAAGUGACUUCCCAACCUCGUUCCCACGGCUUUCGUGUGACCCUCGUCCUCACACGAAAGCCCUGGGAACGAGGUUGUUAACUACCCAAUGCUUGCAAUGCAACAGAAUGAUCUAUGUCAUUGCUCACAUUCAUAAUAAUCUGAGCAGCUCUGUUUUGUAGUCUUUGGAGUCUUUUUGGUUGUGUUUCCUUAAACACAUCCCAUGCAUGCACACUUCCAGUAGUAAUCAAAAUAUGGGCGAACAAUAUUUUGCAUUAUAUACAGAAAGAAGUGUUUGCUUAUCGGCAAAUUCUUUUAAACGUCUAAGAGCCGAUAUUCCGGAUGUUAUUUUCUUGCAAAUAUUCUCGGUUUUAGUUCUCCAAGAUAAAUACUGGUCAAUUGUCACUCCAAGAGUUUUGGAAUCAACUUGUUUAAUUGAAUCGUUUUCAAUGUUCACGCUAAGAACUUAUAAUUACAAUCGCAUGCUGCACCAAAUUUGUGAUGCCCAAAUUCGUGCUUGAAUAUUGACUGUUUGAUUCAAUGAUGAUAGUCCAUUAACUAUAAUUAAAUAAAAGUUGCACAGAUAAAAUAUCGUCACAUGAUAUCGUUCUCAGGAUGAAAGAGUAUUCAAAUUUUACUACCGGAUGUAAAUACUUUCAAAUUUGGAUAUAUUGCCAUUAAUAUGCUAAGGACCUUCCAAGGGGGUAAGAAUAUUUCUGAUUUCACGAGGUCAUGAAAUCUGCAGCUACUGUGAGCCCACUGGAGACAUGACAUCUUGGCGAUCCAGCCUAUCGCAUAGUAAUUUAAUAUGCAAGAACCUUUCUUUAAGCCCAGUAAUGGCCAGAAUGAGCUUCGUUUAAGAUGCCCGCCUUGAAACUAAAUCCACAUGCCGUGGCAUAUAAAUAUGAGUCAUCAUGCUUUGAAUAGGGAUGACGGCGCCUAUUUGCCAGAGGAAUAUAUGCAUCUUCUUGGCAGGUGACGUCAUCCCUUGGGUAUUUAAGAAGCCACGAUCGCAGUUUUAGAUCGUGAACCCCUGAUGAAGACACUAGACUGGAGUGUUGAAACGUUGGGUCUUGAUUACAAUUCGACUGGGCUUUGUAAUCAUUUAUUUAAACCAGAGUAGCGCGCGAAACAUGAAAGAUGGCUAAUUAUGAUGGCCCUGAUCAACUAUCCAGUUUUAUUAGUUGUUGCAUGCUAGUGCUUGAAGCGUCUCAGCUAUAGCCGGCGUAUGAAAUGAAUUAAUUAAAAUUAAUGAAAUGGAUAUAAUCAUGUCAUAGAACUUAGUAAAUAAUUGUGUUUGAUGUUUGUGCUGUUUUGUAUUGUAUUGUGUUCUAUUUUGUUUUGUAUAGUUUUGGAAUGGUAAGCACCUUGCAUGGGACUUUAUGCCUCGUGGCUCGUUCGUGCUUGAUAUUGUCCAUUUGGGUAUAUUCUACUUACUUCUAUAUAGAACUGCUGUGUGUUAAAAUUUUGUAGAAUCCUCAAUAAAUUUGUUAAAUAUAUUAGAAACACUCCCAACACUUCCUUGUUGCAGGUAAAACACAAGAAAUGCUAGAGAUUCCAUAAGGGAUCGGUCAUUAUUUAUGGCGGGGGAGGGGGGGGGGGCACCGAAAAGAAAUGUUUUUCUUGGUAAAAAAUUUUGCUGAUCCAACCAUUGAAAAGUAAAAAAAAAAUUUUCCCAACCUUAAAUAUCAAUUAAAAAAUAAAUAUCCACCCCUUGGCCAAAACCUUUACAAAAGGACACAAUAUUCAGUUGUCACACGUGUCCUUUACUAUUUCUGUGACAUGAGUUGGAUAACUGCUUGUGCAAUUUCUGCAGUCUACAUUUUCAUGUUGUCUGCACUUGUACUUUCUUUGCAGACACCAUUUGCCUCCUGAGAAAUCGGGAAAUGAUCAAGAUUGUGGCUCUGAUUGAUUUACAUAUUGUAAUGACAUAUGAUUGUUGACAUUGCUUUUUAGUCUUCAAUAUUUGAGUGAGUCAUGGAAGUGACAAUAAAUUUUUCACAGAUUACCACGUCUAGUCUAGAACAGCUACACUUCAAGCUGGGAUAACGGUUAUUUCAAAUUGGAUCCUAGAACUCUUCUCAACAACAAAUCCUUGUCUUACCCUCGACCCUUAAACCGUGUUAAUUUCAUACGAUGGAUAAUAGACGACAGGUUUUCCUUACAAUCAUUUAGUUCAACGAAUAGUUGUUCACCUCCGCGGUAGCGUUGCCGUGGGAGUCUACGUCAAAUACGGGAAACUUGGUGAUAUCAAUACCAAUUAGUAUAAUUUUUCUGAAAUUUUCAAUAUCGAAAGUAGCGAUAUUUUUCUCCAAUAUUGUUCACUACCACUUUGAGAAAGUUUAGUUUGAGCUUGGCACAAGAUUGCCCUAAGCCAUGAAAAUUUCAGGAUUUAUCAAAAAACAUUAUUUAACGAUUGUUUUAUUUUACAACGUGUUCGAGACACAUUCCUAGGUUAUAUUGUUUUAGUAUUCCAUGCCAAUAUUAAAAUAGGUUUAGUUAUCCAUAUAUGUCUAUAAUAUGGGGAGUUAUUUGGCGUUGUGCUUUAAGGCCAGGAGAGUCAAUAGAACACCGUCCUUAUUACUUAAUUUUUUGUGUAUAUGUGUGUUGUGUGCUCAGGUGAAUAUGAUGUUUGUGGUGUUGCUCUGAGUGGGCAUCCACACCGGGCAAGCUGAACAGUUUGUCUGACCACGGUGGGAAUCGAACCCGCGACCUUUGCGAUACUAAUCCAAUGCUCUACCAACUGAGCUACGAGGUCGGUAAGUCGGCUAAGGGGGUGAUUACAUGGUGCCGAGCUGGCCCGGUUAACCGGGCUGACUCGUUUGUUUAGGACCUUAUACUGUGGUUUUAAAACUCGCGUAAAAUAAAUUUGCGAUAAAUAAUUGGUUUAGCAUAGAUAUAUGCAAAAUCAUCCUAAACCCGAUUUAAAACUCAUUUUGCGGUCCAAGGAAGAUUUUCGUGACAUUUUUCAGCCCGGGCUGGCUCGGUCCAUGUAAUCAGCCCCUAAGUCGGUUCGAGUCUAGUUCCUUCGAUAUCAAUGUAUUCUAAGAUAUGAUACUUUUAUGUGUGUUGGUGUUAUGUUCUCAGGUGGUUUAGCUUUCAUUCCCAGACCUAUAUGAUCCAAUUUGCAUUUUUUCGGACUGUAAUUAAAUUUUUUGGAAUGUAAAUUGCCAUCAACUUCACAUGAAGAUUCAAAAUGAAAGCACAAGGUUAUAAUGCGUUUCACUCGGCGUUUCAUAUUCAAAUCAACGUGUGAUGUGGUAGAAACAAGCUUCAAGUUGAAAUACUAGCUAAAAGAAUGCCAUCUAAUACUUGCUUUCAAGAAAGUUAAAGACAGCUUACACAACAAACAUAAAAGGAAAGCUUCUGUAAAACACAAAGCAUGCGUUUAUCAUGCUCUCUAGUCUCUCUCACACACACGCACGCACGCACGCACGCACGCACGCACGCACACAUGCUGCAGUGCUGUAAAAGCUACGUAUUUUUUAAAAAAGUUUUAAAAGAGUUUUGAAAAGCAAAAAAAGUUUAAAAAGUUAGAUUUUUAAAAAAGUUAAAAAAAUUUAAAAAGUUAGAAAAAUGAGGGUUAGUGGUUAGGGGUUAGGGUUAGGGGUUAGUGGUUGGGGUUAGUGUUAGGUGCCGCGAAUUUAUUAUGAUAAAUUCAAAAUUUGCCGCGAAUUUAUCAUAAUGAUAAAUUCGGACGUGUUUAAGAAUUUACUCAUAUAGUAAAUUCAAAGGUGGAGCUCAUGCUGUACAUUUGCAUCACCUUACACAUACAUACAUCGCCUUUAUUUAAAACACGGUAAACCUUCAGUAAUAUUACAUAAUAAAUAUAGUCAAAAUUUUUCUAAGCUUAAAAAUAUUUGGAUUCACAUAGUAUAUAUAAAAAUAUAACAAAUAAGGGGCUACUGUUCUACCAGGUUGCCGUGUGGGAGUCGGACAAGAGUUAAAUAGCAUUAUUAGUUUUUAAAGAUCUUUUAAAAGAUGAAAGUGAUAAAGAUGAUCUCAGAGAUUCAGGCAAGCUAUUCCAUAAUGAAGCUCCACCUCGAGCUCCACUAUAACUAAAGGAGCGCUAAAGAUAAUCCGUUCUAGGUUUAGGGAGAAACAGUUUGCCUUCAGAAUCUCUGAGACUAUAGUGACUAACUCUAGUUACAAACAAAUCUUGUAGAUACAUAGGUGUUAAAUUGUUCGUGACUUUAUACAUGAGAAUUGCUUUUUGCAUUUUACGGUGGUUAGAGCUUGUGGUUAGAGCUCGACAAUAGGCAAUUCCAGCUUUUAGUUUAUGCGUACAGGGGACGAUGGGAAGUAAGGUAUCACAUUGCUGAUUACAGUGAAACCCCGCAUAAAAGAACCAGUGGGUUAAGAACCACCAACCUGAAAUUUGGGCAAAUAAGCACCCAAGAACCACUUCAGACUGACAGAUGAAACUGGUUCUUAAAAAACCUUAUUAAACUUUUAGCUGAAUUAGUAAGCAGGUACUAGGAAGAAAACAAAAUACUGUAAUCUUGCUAGCAGGAAUUAUAUCUUUCAACCACAUCAUGCAUGUAUUUAUUUUAUCAAAACAGCAAUCAAUUCACAACAUAAUUCAACUAGCCUGCAUGGCAGGCGGUCCCUAAAAUCGGACAAUAAUUCAACUUGCAUAACUAUAUUCAAAACCAGGAACAAUUGUUUUUGACAGGAAAUAAGAGCCAGUUAAGAACCACUUCAGCCUGAUUUCUUUCUAAGUACCCGUUAUAUAAGUACCACCUCAGCCUGAAGUCAAAAUUCACUGGUUCUUUUAUGCGGGGUUUUACUGUAUGCUGAAAAAAUAAAAAUGGUGGCCGUGUAAACACGGAGAGUGAUAGCUUAAACAACCCUCGAAAUUCAACUAUUUUUGCCUCGGCAAAUAAUUGCCGAAGUCUUUUGAUAAUUUUCGAGUUUGCCUCGGCAUGCCUCGGCAAUUUUAUUGCCGAGGCACGCAAUGAAAUCACCUUAAAUUCCUUCGGCAAUUACUUCGGCACCCUUCGGCAUUCACGUCGGCAGUUCCUGACUUCAAAAUGUUUUUAAAAAGUUAGUGGUAAUUAACAACAAAUUGUAUGAAAGAAUAAACUUGACGGUAAUCACGCGACAGUCUAUUAGAUAAAACAAAGUUUCUCGACGUGCCGUCUUUAAACCAUCAAGGUUGUUCUUUAUUUCAGCCGAAGCCGACGAUGAAAAGCUCAAAUUUAAAUAUUUUGUAAAGUAGCUAUGAAUGAAAUUUUCUGUUCACCCGACGUCGAUGACAACAAUUCGAACAAAGAAGUGAUACAAAAAACGAACACUGUAGUUUGUCAAUUUAAGCAAAAAACGAACAGACGCUGUAGUUUGUAAUUUAAGGUACAACGGGUGGAAUUGCCUCGGCAUUUUUUUGCCGAGGCAAACUAUGAAAAAUCGUAACUUGCCUCGGCAUUUGCGUCGGCAAUUGCCGAGUGCCGAGGCGAAUUUCGAGGGUUGAUUGAAGUACUUGUAAAUAUUGAAAUAUUUCGGUUGUUUCGGUAGUGUUUAUUGAAAUUUUUCAGAAUAAUCAGCAUUAUGAUACCUUACUUCCCAUCGUCCCCUGCACGCAUAAACUAAAAGCUGGAAUUGCCUAUUACUGUCUCUCUGUAGCUCAGUUAGUUAGAGCGCUAGCACCAGUAUCGCAGCGCCGCAGGUUCAAUUCCUGCCACAGGGCCGAUAGUUGCAUUUUCGCCACUGCUCCUGGUUAGGUUGUACUAACGAAAACACCGCGGAAAAACGUCUGCGCAUGCACCAAAUUAUGAAAAUAUGGCGGGGAAUUUGAAUAUCAAUUUCUAAAACAAAAACAUGCUUAUUAAUUAGUCAAAAAUUAGUAAAACAAACGAGAAAAUAUAGCAAAUGGGUAGACUAGACAUUAAUUGAAAGCGUCCUGGCAUUUAAAGUAUGGAAUGAAAUAUAAUUCAUGUAAAAAAUUGUUGAUUUUAACGGACACGACUUCGAAAAUUUUUGCAAAAUUAUUCAAAACAAAAAUUCAAACUCAAAAGUUAAGAAAACUCUCGAAAAGUUAAGCUUCUUAACCCACUCAUAUUGUAGAAUAAAUCCUAAAGUUUAAUUAUUGUGAACACGAAAAUUUUUUAUAUUUGGCGACACAGUUUUUUUUAAAGAAAUGUAUCUCAAACGAAAAUUCGGAAAUUGUCGUUGCUUAGUUGAUAAACAAAAUGUUUCACACGAUAAAUUUGUGAACAAUCACCUUUAGUUCAUGUUCUUGUACAAUACAAUUUCUUGAAUCUUCUGGCUGUAUUUAUUCCUAGUUUUUAGAAUGACAUGUUUAUUUUUGCGCUCGAAAUCUGGCUGUAAAGACGCACAAUGAAGUCGCUCCUUUUUACCGCCAUUUUGAGCCUUCGGAAACGUUCGGAACAGCUUCUCAUCAAGUUCGCAAUACUAUUACAGGUAAGGUUGACGCAUGCGCAGACGUUUUUCCGCGGUGUUUACUAACGAAUUAUUACGUUUUCUGACUUUGGAGCGCAUGCGUCCCCCCUUUUUAAGAAAAUGAGUUUACUUAAACUGGUUGAUAUUAUCUACCUCAACACUGCAUUAUUUAUGUAUGACCAUAAAAAUGGAAAUCUUCCUGACAAUUUUAACGAUUUCUUCUCCUCUGUUUGUGCUAGACAUAACUACGAAACACGACUAGCAACUAAAAAUACGUUAUCGAUACCUCAAGUUAGAACCAAUUACGGGAAAUUUAAUAUUGGAUUUAUUGGUCCUAAAACGUGGAAUUUAGUCGACGAACUACUGAAGCAACUUAGUAGAUUGUCUUUUAAAAAUGAACUAAAACGAAAAAUAAUUAAUGAAUAUGAGGAUUAAUGGCAGUUUCGCUAUUAAAAUAUUCUGCCAUUUAAAUCUCUUUUGAGUCUCUGUUUUUGUUCGUAUUGUGUGUGUUUUUAUAUCAGUUUUGUCUGUGUGUUUGAGCUAAUUAAAAUAAAAAUUGUUUUGUAAAAAUUCCCCAAUUGUUCGUAAAUGUAUAAUCUUUGCUUUUAAUGGCCGCUUGUCAACCGCUUGUCUCGAUUAGCCCCAAUGGUUAUUACAGGUGACCAGUACUACACCUAUAUGUUUAUGUACCCUAAUAUAAUUAUUCAUGUAUUUAUAAUCAAAUAGUGCUCAAUUAAAUUUCUUCUUCUAUAAAAAUCCACUAGAAAUUUCCAUCUAGAAAUCUUUUCAACAAAAAUGUUAAUAACCUGUAUUUCUUGUCUACUUCUAGUCAAGUUCUGCAGUAACAAUAUUACGGAAUGCACGUUAGCAGGUAUAAAUGUUACAUGUGUUAAAGCAAGGAAUGAGAAAGAUGGUUGCGCCAAAGACGUUGCUGAUGGAAAGGCUGAUUUAAUGUUGGCUAGUGCUAACGAGAUGGUGAUAUAUGGUUAGUCUCCUUCUUUAAACUAAAAAUGUAUUUUAUGAAAUGUUGGUGCAUGGCGUAGUGAUUGGUGUAUUGUGUAGUUGUCUAUAUUGAGGGAAUGGCAUACCAGAGUACCAUUUCUAAUAAUAAUUUGCAUUUGUGUUGCAUGUAAGAAGGUGAUUCUUAAAAAAAUAGUUAAUUUAUUUAUUAAUUCUUAAUAAAUUUACGUGGUGUUUCCACAAACAAAAAUAUUAUAUGUUUUAUCGCCAUAUAAACAUACAAAGAACUUAUUAAGGUGAUUCUUGUUUGAUUCUAUUUUACCUAAGCUUUUUGAAAACUGUAUCGAGCGAUUCGAGCCACCUUAAAACCUUAAAAAAAACUUUAUGAAAUAUAUCCCUAAAUGUUGUUGUUGUUUUUACAAUCAUCAUUUAAUAAUAAUUUAAAUCAAAACAUUAUGGGAAACGUGCAAGUUUUACUAGAAGAAAAAUUGUCAUUUUUUUGUAUAGCAAAAGAACUGAAGAUAGUCUAUGGCCAGAAGCUGAAAACCCUCGACAAGUUCGUGCAGUACUACGGCCUAGCUAUCGUUAAGAAAGGAACGAAUUUCACUUUGAAUACACUGAAGGGUAAAAACACGUGUCAUACUACGGUGGGAAAAACUGUCGGAUGGAACAUUCCCGUAGGCUAUCUUCUCUUCACGAAGAAAAUGACAUUUACCAAGAACGAAUACAGGUCUGCUUCUGACUACUUUGGCGACAGUUGUGCCCCAGGUACGUUCAAUGACGGAGCUAAACAUUUUUUGAGCGCACAGGACACAAUAGGGCCAAACAGGCAGGGACGUCGCUAUAGGGGUGGUGGUGGGGGGAGGGGUGUAACACCCCCAAUAAUUCAAACGUUGGUCAAAGUUGGUCAAAAUGGAACUGAUAUUUGCUUAAAAUUGAAGGUAAAAAUCCUUCCGGGGAAAAUUUUUACGACUUGGUCAAAAUCCUCGGAAAAGUUGGUCAAAACAUGACGACACCUCCCCCAAUGUUGAUAUGUUGAUGACUUCGCGACGUCCCUGCAAACAGGCCGCGUUUCAAAAAAUCGUAAACGCUGGUUAAACCUGUCAAUUUGUCCGCGCCUAAAAUAAGCCGUGCAGGCUACUACUGCAAGUACAGUAAGCCGCUGCUAAAAUUGGCAGUUUUUGCGUGCUCCUUUUGUUCAAACAACGUAUUUCUAUUGUUCUUAGCGUACAAGGGGGAGGGAGGGUACAAUUUUCGAGAUUUUUUUCCGUACAUACCAGAUGGAAAAACCCUUAAAUAUUGACUUUAGAAAGGGAAUAAAAGUUUUCCUUGAGCAUUUGAUAUACGUCAAGCAGUAAAAUUUACCAAUGUUAUUAAUAGCAAAACUGUAGUGAGCUUGUGUUUCGGGAGGGGGGGGGAUUCGAUAAACUUUUUGCCCUAUACUCUACAGUGUAAAAUGAGGGGGCGGCUUGUUAUAGGUCAGGAAGGCUUUUUUGGUGGGAGGUUUGUAAGACAGAGAGGCCUAAUAGUGGUAGGCCACAUCUUUUACAGGCAUUAAUGAUAAAGAUGUAACUGAUGCAGUGAAGAAAGAUCUGUGCAAACUGUGUAAUGGAACAUGCGCUGUUAACAGCACCGAACCAUACUAUGAUUACCAGGGAGCGUUCAAAUGUAUGGCCGAUGGAAUUAAAGACCGAGUUGGGUUUGUGAAACAGACUACAGCCGAUGAGGUAUUUGCAGCUGCUGGUGGAAACUAUGGCGAUGCAAGCGACUAUCAACUGUUGUGUACAGAUGGAACAAAAGCAGGUUUGUCAUAUAUCAGAGUCAAGCGGACCCGAACUUUCAAAAUAUGUUUGGAAAUUUAAAAAGUAAACGAAAUUUAUAUGUGAUCUAGCCUAAAAACGAACAACCUGUUCCCAGUUAAUUGAUAUCGUCAGGUUUGAACAAGGUUGUGCUGCACCCUCAGAACAAGUUGUCAAAAAAUGUUGUUACUGCAUUGUUCCAUUUUAUACGCAGAAUGAAAACAAACGAGCCUUGAGUUGCAGGGCAUUUUUUAACAUAUUAGAUCCGUAUUUUUUGCCGAUUAUUACUUGUUGAAAACCAAAAACCAUCUUAUUGAUAUAAAACAACAUUUGCUAUGGCAGCAAUGACUUUCAAGAUGGCGGGGAUGUUUUGGCUUUAAAUUAAUUUAACUCGUAAACGACAUCAGUGACCUCCAAAUUUUAUUUCAAAAAUUGGUUUCUCUCAGUAUUUCUCUUACUACAGUGUGCCUAUUUUAUAUAGAUCAGUGGCUUAGCUGAAAAUUUUGCAACGGCUCUCAAUUUCACAAAUCCGUUCAUGUCAUGAAUUUUUUAUAAAUAUAGAUUGUUUGGGGGGGUCUUUUUAGUGGCAUUAAAAAUAGCUUGCACACGAAAUUUAAAAGCUUAAAGCGCAUUUUUGAGUUCAUGGGCGAGAAGUUUGUUAUGUGUUUUAUUAAUGGUCCAAAUAUCAGAAAGUUUUCUCAAUUUUAAUUCCUUUAAAUAGUUGCUGAAACUUUCAUUUUUUGGCACCAAUGCUUUUCACGCAUCCUUAAUGCAUGCAUUUACCUAAUUUGCAUCUCGUUAUUUUACUUUUUUUUACAAAUUUUCUGAUAUUUGGACCAUUAAUAAAACGCAUAACAAACUUCUCGCCCAUGAACUCAAAAUCAACGCGUUUUAAAUUUCGCGCACAAGCUAUUUUCAAUGCUGCUAAAAAACACCCCCUGCUUUUGUUUAUUCUACAUUAUGUACUAUUUAAAAAACGAGCAGGAGUGUUUUAUUAGGUUUAAAGCCACGAGCGCGCAGCGCGAGUGGCUUUAGACCUAAUAAAACACGACCCGCGAGUUUUUUAAAUGACUUCAAAAACGUAUGCAUAAUAAGUCAAAUCUUUAUAUAAAAAUUUUAAAUAUAAAAACCUUUAUAUAAAAAUCUUUAUAUAAAAAUCUUUAUAUAGUUUGCAUAACAAUGGUCUUUUGUCAAAGUGUUCUUUAGCUGGUAUAAAGACGUAUGCACGUGACUAAUUUCUUACUCAAGAUUGGAUAAUUGCUUCAUGAAUUAUUAAUGAGUUUUUGAAAAGUACCUAAACAAUGAAUCUAUAUUUAUAAAAAAAUCCAUGAAGUCAUGAACGUAUUUGUGAAAUUAAGUGCCGUUUCAAAAUUGUCUACUUUUUUCUGAUAUACCCCGUAUAGCGACGAAACAAAAAUCAACAACAUUCAUACAAUUGUAUUUCCUGACAAAAACUCUAUAGUUUCAACGAGUUUAAAAUUAAAAUAACCUAUACUUAACGGUUUCAACAGCAUAUUCUGUUUCCUGUAUGUUUAUGUGUAUUUUUCUUCUCUUUCACAUUUUUUAUUUUAACACAUUUUUUUUUUAUGUACGUAGCCGCUACGCUAAUUUGUCACUUCGGUUGCCCAGCAGGAUACAUUGCAUUUAUUUUAUAGAGCCAAAAUUCUUUGUCCAACCGGGAAGGAUUUUCUGAUCACCAACAUGUGAACCAUGAGAACUUCACUGAUGAAUUGCGAUUUAUGAAAACCAGGCUUUAAAGGUUUACAAACGGAAAAGCAUUUGAGAAAACAUCGUGCAUGCUUCCCUGUUUGCCAAUUAGGACUUGAAAAUUCCACUUUUCUUUUUCUCCAGAUCUUAGUGCCUAUCGCACCUGUAACAUUGAUAAGCGACCUGCGUAUGCUUUGGUUACAAACAAAGACACGCCUGAUGAGAAGGUGACGAAAAUGAAAGACAUCUUGGAUAAAGCUGUUCUCGCCAACUUGAAGAAAGGGAGUAUUGUCAGUAGCAACUGCCAAAAUUUGGAGGCCUACACUGACACUGUCAAGAAGUAUGUGGGAGCUUACGGUGACCAUUACAAUGCUUUGAGAAGUCAUGAAGAUAUAAGUGCCGCAUCGUCCAAUCUCGUCUCUUUUGCUCUGCAAAUUAUCGCCAUUUUUGCAUUCGUAAUUUUGGUUUAGAUGCAGUGGAAGACAUUAGAUUUGAAAACGUUGUUGCUGUUAUAAACUUUUGCUUUUAAUCCUAUUUGUCAAAAAUAUUUUUUUAGUUAUGCUUUGAAUAGCCCAUAUUUCUUACUGUGAAUUAGGAUUUUUUUAAUGUGGUUUUCCAUUAAAGCAAUAUAACUACAUGUAAUCAUAGUCUAUAAACAUUUUUAAUGCCAGCGCUCUUUUCUUGCAUACUGUAAGUACAAGCGUAAACUAUACGGAUUACUAGUUCACACUUGCUCAAUAAAAAUAGACUUUAGAUUUUAAUAUUGU